AUGGCUGCUCUUGAAGUCAACCAGCGAAGACUGGUGACCAUGUUCAACUUGCACCAUUCCCUUCUGCCGCUAGCUCGGCCCCUGCGGGGAGUUGUAAAACCUAUUGGGUUAUUUACUGCCAUAUCACCCAAUCUGACAUGCAAUGAUAUCGAACUGAGGACACCUAAUUUAUGUGUAUGCAAUGGUUGGGACAGCCCCACCACCAACGACUCCUCAAAAAUUUCCUUUGCGGAGUUCGCCGUCGGUGAACUUAAUGAGAUGUUACAAGCCGAAUUCACUGAACCUAUUAAUGGAAAGUUACAAAAGCAUCCCAUGAUACGCUCCUGUGAGAGAUUACGCCCUGUGAGGUUUCAAAACGUGCGGGAACGCAACUCAAAAUCAGACGGGGAACUGAUCACGAGUUUUGACAUUUACUUCCGUUCUGGUGACGUUGUCAAACAGAAAGAGGACAUUUUCCAUGUAGAAGUGAAGUCUAAAGAAAUGGCCAAUCAGUACUCACUGCAAAUGGAACUUGUUAACUAUGAUCGAUUGACCCUCUUUGGAAAGUACCAAGCAUGCGCAGAUCAAGGGGCUCAUUUGAAACUUUGCAUUUGUUCCCGAAGAACAAAGAAAAGGUUGACAGAACUAGAGAGUGUUCCUUGGUUAGAAUACUCUACAAUUCUAUCAAAUUCCCCAAAAGCCAGAAAAGUUGGUGACGAUCAAUGUUUGUUCUUGUUAAAGAGAAACCAUAGCUUGGGGCAAAGUGUGGCUUUUGAAAUUGCCAACAUUUGUAAUGAAAAAAUAUUUUAUUUGAGGAUAUCGGCGAACUUUGAAAAUAUGAAGCUUUCCAGAAAAGUUCCAUUUGAAGUAAAAGUUCAGCCUGGAAGCAUUAAAUUCUUGUUAUCUGCCCGGAUAGCGGUUGAUUUCUGGAGCACAUUUAUUGAAGUUGACGUGGAUAUAAAUGAAAAAGGAGUAAGUUAUCCACCAUCAUAAAUGCUGGUUUUAAAAUUGUGUGAAACGUUAAGGGAUGGUUUUAAAAUUAAUGAAACGUUAAGGGAUGUUCAAAACCUUACACAUAAAUUGAUUUUGUUCAGAGGGGAUCUCACAACACAUUCAGUUGACGGGAGCAGGGUUGGCGUGUGGGUAGCAGGGUUGGCGUUGUGGUGAGAGCGCUCGCCUUCCAUCAAUGUGUCCCGGGUUCGAUUCCCGGACCCGGCGUCAUAAGUGGA
Molecule: messenger RNA, 1208 nt
Organism: Stylophora pistillata
Lineage: Eukaryota; Metazoa; Cnidaria; Anthozoa; Scleractinia; Pocilloporidae
Source: RefSeq, a predicted model, not a curated record